GCACAGUGUGUCCCUUUAAAAAACCCGGAGCCGCUCAGCGCAACUCGAUCCCUGCCUUAACACACAGACACAGCUCUGUGCUCGCGGUAGAGGGAGAAGUCUGACCCAACAACAACAGUAAAUAUCACGGACAGACACAGCAGGCUUUAACAGUCAAACGGAAGGAUUUAAGAAACGAAACGCUUGUGUGGAAUACUGCUGUUGUUAUUCAGCCGGGUCGGACUGGUCUGUUCAUCAGCACGCCAAGGAGAAGUUACGGAUAAACUACGCUCGAGACAUUCACCGAUCCCGUCUAACUUUUGGGAGCGCUAGUGGAGACGCAAGCUGAACGAGUUUUACUACUACUAUCGUGUUCCACAGCCACAGAGAUGAUCAACUGUUGGUGCUAAACUCUAACUCUUCAGACGUGUGAGAAGUGGUGCUAGAUGCUUAUUUAACAGUUGGCAGGAGUAGCAGUAAACAGCUUCUCCUUCAUUUUGGUGAGUGGCCUUCUCCGUUUUGCAGUGGAGGGCUUCACACUCAUAGCUAGUGUGGCUGGAUGCAUCACACAGCAGAGCAGUUCACCGGGUGCAGCACACGGGACCCUUUUCCUCUGGACGGACUCAACCGGGGACCAUGGGCUCCCGUGGGCAGCCGUGCCUGGCAACCUCCCACCAGGUGCUUAACUGGUGUCAGUCAGCACCAGCUUCUCCCCCAUAUGCCCAGUCACAUGACUGGGCUAAAUCAUCCAAGUAAAUUCUUAAACAAUGGACCCAUACAUCGAGGAGAUAAGCAAGACCUGUCACAGGCUUUAAUGCCGGCAUUGCAAAGAAUGCCCGCUGCUCCUCCCAGGCCUUGGGAUACAACCAGAGCUGGCCAGGGGUAUGAGCCAUUGCCUGGUGAUAACCACAACAGAUUGCGCAAUGGCUACAAUGCAGGGCCUCCUGCACACCUCACAGCUCGAGCUAAUCAGCUACUGAAGUUUGGUGCACCUCAUCCUCAAUUGUCAACCCAUGGAUCACGGCCCAUUCAUCCAUUACCUGAUUUAUGGACUCAACCUGAAAAUCAGCAGCAACCCAGGGGACCUCACUCUAAUUCUGGACAGUUAAAACGUCCUGGUCCCCCUCUCGGAGAGCAUUCUGUAAUUCAGCAUACACCUGCUCCCUCUCUACACCGACACAUAGAAGACCUCCCCAGUCCGAGCAAGAGGAAAAAGAGCUCUGGGUCUGAACAGAUUGCUCAUUCAGCCAUGCAGCGUUUAUCUGGGCCAACUGUACUUUUGAAUCAACAGCCAUCCUCCCACUAUCCCCCACCUAAACCUGGCUUUUGGAACCCUUUGCACAAAGGAGGAGCACCCUGGAACCCAAAUGAACACAAAAGCGGACCCAUUAAUUUCCAGGAUUCAGCGAAGUCAGAAGUUGAAAGUAUCCCCUAUAAAGCACCUCCUAUAAGUCUAUCAACCUUAUCCUCUCCCACCAUAUCCCCCACAAGUGGCUAUGGACAAAGCAGGGCCUCUUCAUCACAGUCACAAAAGGCCACUCAAUCACCACAAUCUCUGGGACCACCUUUACAGAGCCCUCACAUCCACCAUUCAACAUACCCUUAUUCCAAAAACAGACCUUCAGACCAGUCCCAAGGAGAACUCCAUGGUACUACUCCACAAAGAGGACAUCAUUUGGAUAGCCCACCUCCGCUAAUUCCUAAAUUCUCCUCAUCGCUGCGGGCAGAUAGGGAGCGUCCUGCACCCUCACCAGCAAGCCACACCACUGUGCCUUACAGUCACCCCCAGUUCCAGCCUCACCCAGGGUUGGUCCAUUCUACCAGCCCACCAGCCAGCAAUCAGGCCCAGGCCACAGUACCUCAGCACAACCUCCACAAACCCUGGAGGAACCAGGAGUCACAUGAAUUUGCAGGAACAGGAGUUUCUCAGAUUGCGGCACGCCACUCUCAGGCACAGAAUAGUGUUGUGGGUAACCAGGGUCCAAGGACCCCCCAACAUGUGAGCCCACCUCAGGCCCCUGCUCGAAAACCUGUAAUUACUCCAAACCUAGAAACGGCUCAUCCACCUUGCUCCCUGGAACCAUACACCAGUGUUGGAAGCAUCCCUACAAUGAGCUCAGCACCCCUUACAACCUCCUCAAUCCACAGCACUCUAAGCAUCGGGAGACCAAUGGAUUCUUCAGUGCUGAUGUCAAACCCAAACCAUGUUUCCAUGAUUGGUCAAAAUCCACCACAUCCUGGUUAUCAUGGUGUUCACACUGGUGUUGGAACCCUUCAACAUCUACAUAGAGUGCAAUCUCAAAUUCAGCAGUCCACUCCUCCCCACACAGGACAAAGUAGACCUAACUACACCCCAGUGUCCUCUACUCCUUCCACCCUAAACUCAGGGCUUCAGCGAUCAGGGGACAGCGUCAUCACCAGCAAAACCUCUAACACUCUCCCACAACCGGUCAGUUCACCUCUAAGUUGCCCUCACCCUCCAGCACAAAUAAAGGCCAACUCGAUACUGCAGACAAUGUCCAGCAGGUCAUACAACUCUGUAACCACCCAAUCUUCCUCAAUUUCUCAGGCAACUACUACUGUUCCAACUCCAGUUUACCCAGUAUCCAGUUUGCAGCCUACUGCCCCAUGCUCAAUAGCUGAUGCUUUAAAUACUGAUGCAGAGUUGCAGGGCCACAUGCAAGCAGAAGAGAGAAAGAGACAACAGGAAGAAAAGAGAAAACAGAUUGUAGAGCAACAUGAAGUAAACACAAAACCACAUUGUGAGUCUGCCAUUAGAAGUCUGGAACGUUUGUUGUCAGGUAGUACAACUGAGCCUCCCCCUCCUCGUUUGUCUCUAGCCAAUGCACCCUCUUCCAUCUCACCCUCUAGCCAGAAUUCACCCUAUCCCUGGUUGAGUAGAGGAGGAGUGCCCCCACGUCCUUCUGGAACUUCAGCAACUAUUAUAGAACAAUCACAACCACCUCCUCUUACUCCCCAGACAGAAUAUGCCCGUGAGAAGCAAAGGCAGAGAGAGAAAUUGAAGAGUGGGGCACCACCUCAAAAUUCUACUGGGAUUCCCACAUACCACUCAGAAUCUGCUCUCAUCAGCACCACCAACCACAGCAUGCAACUGAAACCUGGCCCGUCCAAAGACUUCACAUUGAAAACCGCUGAAAACGUUGGGAUAAUUGGUGCUAUUCCUAACCCUCCACCCCUGCGAGAGCAACCCAAACUUUAUCAAGCUUUUCACAAGGAUGCUCACUCUUCAUGCACAUUAAUUAGCCUGCCGGAAAACAACCUUCAAAAACAAAUGCCCAGUGCAGGACUUCAAAGUCUGGGUAGCAAUCCUAGUAGCUGCAGUGGUGAUUCAGAUGGUGCCCAAUUUGAGGAAGAAACUUCUGAGCUUUUGCCUGAUGGAUUAGCUAACAUCAUGAAGAUGCUGGAUGAGUCAAUUAAGAAAGAGGAGGAGUUGUAUUCUGGUCAAAAGGGAGAACAAGCAGUGUCUGAACUUCCAUUUUCUACAAAUGUGGCUCCUGUGAAGAGUUAUUUGUGCGCACCAGACCUUGUGCCUGCCCUAAAGCAAUCACCAGCUGAGGAUUAUCAGCCAGAUGGCCAUGCAAGCCCCCCUGUGUUAAGUCGACAAGGUUCACUGGCAUCUCCUUGCAGCCGCACAUCCUCACUUGAGGAAGAAGAAGAGGUUCUUACCUCUUCACUCAAGGUCAUUCCCAAGUCUGCAAAUUCCAAUAGUGUUCUGUCCCAGGAUGGCAGUCUUGCCACAACAGGAACCAGUUAUCGCCAUAGUGACCUGGCCAAGCUUUAUGGCAUUUCAGAGGUAGAGAAAAGUGAGUGUGAGGAUGAUGAAGAUGAAGUGGAUCGAGAAGAUGAAACUCCAUCCUGUUCACCACCUCAGCGCCCACACCUUCAUCAGACAGGUGUGAACAGCAUGUUUAAAAACCUUGCAUCUGUACUUGAGAGUCAGAAGUACACAUACCGGGGUGGUCCCUUUGGACGUCCCCCUCGUUCCGCUUUUGUGGGAGUGAAGUACUCCUCAUCUCUUUCUUUGGGGCCUGACAUUUGCAGGCAGCAACAAAGCACUUCUCCCACAUCAGGUUCAGCCAGUCAUCCAGGCUUUAGCAGUCCAACACAAACCCCUGCCAUUAGUAACUCUGGUCAGAAUUGUCCCCUCUCACCUACCAGUUGUGAAUCAGAGAGGAAAAGAGGGGAUAAAAUAAGCCCGUCAGAUCUUCUGGGCAACGAUGAUGAGAAAGAGAUUUCAGAAGAACCCAAAGUUGAGGUGGAUUCUGGAAACAUGAAAGACUUGUUGGAAAGACGACCAAAGCUGACCACCAUCUCAGAGUCUUCACUAGCAGAGCUUGGUCGCUUGGAAGUUAAUAAACACAUAAUCCCUUUUAAAAAUCAUUCAAAUGCAGAGGCUCAUGAGAUAUACAAACCCGAUGAAGAAAAGGAACGACACCGAGAACGAGAGAGGAAACACAAACACAGCAGCAGUAGCAAAAAACAUGAGGACAAGAAGGAGAAGAAAAAGCACCGAGAAAGACAUGACGAUGCAUCCCUUUCCUCCUCCUCUUCUUCCAGCUCCAGUCGAAGACACAGGGAUGGAAAGUCACACAAGGAAAAGAAGAGCAGGCAAGUGCUGGGUAAUCUGGACCUUCAGAGUAAGGAGCUUAGGGAGAAGGAACAAGAGCGAAAUGGAGACAAGAAGAGAAGGAAAGAAGAAAGUAGUCGACCCCAGAGUGAAGGGGAAGCAUGGACUCAGAUUAGAGAGAAGGGCAGCAGCUCUGGACAUUCUUCCGAUCUCCCAUCAGGUUCAUCUGCAUUAUGUUCUGAUGACUUUCAGAAACUGAAAGCACUAACAGAUGGGCCGCCUAAAGAACUGAAGAUUCGUCUCAUAAAGGUGGAGAGUGGCGACAGGGAGACAUUUAUUGCUUCAGAAGUAGAAGAGAAGAGGAUUCCUCUGAAAGAUAUAACUAUAAAGAACUCUGCUAGUGAAAUUGUCAGAGCCUGCAAGGCAGCCCGCAUGAAGGGGAAAUUCAAGGAAUCUUAUCUCCUGGAUGCCUUCUCUGUGAAACCUGUUUUGAGCUCAGAGCUGCCCAUUCCUCGUGAGAAACUCAACCCCCCUACCCCAAGCAUCUAUGUAAGCAAAAGAUAAAGAGACGCAUUCUCUCCGGUCCUGCUGCAGUUUUGUACAGAUCAAAACCCCAUUACUGUUAUCCGGGGACUAGCUGGCUCUCUAAGAUUAAAUCUUGGUUUGUUUUCCACAAAGUCUUUGGUGGAGGCAAAUUCAGAGCAUGCAGUUGAGGUCCGAACCCAGGUCCAGCAGCCAGCAGAUGAGAACUGGGAUGCCAGCGGCACUGGCCAGACCUGGCCCUGUGAAAGCAGCAGGUCACAUACAACAAUUGCCAAGUAUGCCCAGUACCAGGCAUCUAGCUUCCAAGAGAGCUUACAGGAAGAGAAAGGCAGUGAUGCUGAGGAGGAUGAUGAUGAAGAUGAAAAGCCAGCCACUAAAGCUGAGAGUACAAUCAGUAACUCCUCAGCACCCAACUCCAGUUCAGAGCAGAAAACUGUGGGGAAAAUAAUUAAAUUUGGCACAAACAUUGACCUGUCUGAUCCCAAAAGAUGGAAGCCUCAGCUGCAGGAACUGCAGAAGUUGCCAGCAUUUAUGCGUGUAUCCUCUGGUGGGAAUAUGCUAAGUCAUGUUGGCCACACCAUUUUGGGAAUGAAUACAGUACAACUAUACAUGAAGAUCCCGGGAUGCCGCACACCAGGACACCAGGAGAACAACAACUUCUGUUCUGUUAACAUCAACAUUGGACCUGGAGACUGUGAGUGGUUUGCUGUCCAUGAUGACUACUGGGAGGCCAUCAGUGAUUUUUGUGAGAAACAUGGAGUGGACUAUUUGACGGGAUCAUGGUGGCCAGUUCUGGAUGAUUUGUACCGAGCUAACAUACCUGUGUACCGGUUCAUCCAAAGGCCAGGAGAUCUGGUGUGGAUCAACGCAGGCACUGUACACUGGGUUCAAGCUGUAGGCUGGUGCAACAACAUUGCUUGGAAUGUGGGACCCGUCACUGCUUAUCAGUACCAGGUGGCUUUAGAGAGAUUUGAGUGGAACGAAGUGAAGAAAGUGAAAUCCAUCGUUCCCAUGAUUCAUGUGUCCUGGAACGUGGCCCGCACUGUUAAAGUCACCGACCCAGACGCUUACAACAUGAUCAAACACUGUCUCCUCCAGUCUAUUAAGCACAUUCAGAUCCUAAGGGACCAGCUGGUGGCAGCAGGAAAGAAGAUUUCCUACCAGAGCAGAAUGAAGGAUGAGCCGGCCUACUACUGUAACGAGUGUGAUGUGGAGGUGUUCAACCUGCUGUUUGUGACCAGCGAGAACGGCAGUCGGAAGAUGUACGUGGUGCACUGUGAGGACUGUGCACGUCAACGCAGCCCAAAUCUCUCCAAUGUAGUAGUGCUGGAGCAGUACCGCAUGGAGGAGCUCAUGAACAUGUACGACUCCUUCAGCCUGGCCGUCAGUCCCAGCUCUCGAUGAGGACGUCUCAUCCCUUUUCCUCACACAGCCAUAACCAAAACUCCUGCUCGCAGGACAAGAUCUUUUAUUUUAGUCCAAUUAAGACCCAAAACAUUUAGUGUUGAGAAAUUACCUACUACUGUUAAUAUUUGUUAAACAAGAACCAAUCGAGAAGCAGUUUACUCAGCAUUGUUUACAGAACCAAUCAGCCAAUAAGACUCCAGUUUACUUCUGUCGGUCUUGUGUACCAACCUCUGAAUGGCUCUGCGGGACUUGAGGUGGAACGCAGUUUGGUGCUGUCGCAGCCGAGUGGAGGAGAUCCUGUUCCUUUGGCUUUUCUUUCAUGAUGCUCUUUUUCUUGAGGGUUUUGUCUUGAAUACUGAAUUAUGUAAAUGCUCUUUGUACUUUUCGUGGGUGCUUAUUUUUCUUCAAUAAUUUAUUAUUUUUCAACCUAGAACAGCCUAGAUAUAUACCACAUUGGCCUUGUGACUUGUAUUUAGUGAAGAGAUAAGAAAAACAAAUUAAUAAUACUAAUAAUAGAGCUAUGGACUUUUUUCUAAGGCAUUAAGAAUUAAAAGAAAUACAGUUGUUCAGAAUGCUUCAAAACAUACGGGUUUUAUAAGACUUUUUUCAGUUUUAGUGUGGAUUGUUUCGUUUAUAUCAUCAGGAAAAGCAUUUUUAGGGUUCUAAUCAGGCGUUUUGUGAGUAGAAUCGUCCGCUUUCAUUUGUUUUGUUCAGUGAAUUGUCUCGCAUCUUUACAGAUCUAUUCUCUGAAAGGUUUUUAUAAUUUAAAAUGUUUUUCUAUUUAUUGGAUAUAAAAUGUUCUCCCCUGCCUCAACAUGCUUAUCAGAGAUGUAUUAAUGGUUUCUCUUCUUAUUCUAAACCAUCUGUAAUAUUUUAAAGGGUGCUGAUUUUUAUUUUUUGAUUCGUGGUGCUUGCCCCCCUUUAAAUAUUGUUCCUAUAUAUACAUAUAUAAGUCUCCUGACUAACCCCUUGUCCAUAUAGAAUGAAGAGCACAGAGGAUUUGACUAAUCAGAUGUCUGUUAUACACCAAUGUUUUAAAAAGGCAUUUUUCCCACUUUCAAUGACAUCAAUGUGAUCACUGUUAUAUAUUUGAACACUCGCUCACCAGUUGAAAUGUUUCUUUUGAAAAUGUUUUAAUUCAGGAGUCGUGUUUCUAAGUUGUCAGACUAGCACUCUUUGAAUAUUAUGUUGUUUCUUUACAAUGGUGACUUGGACUGAUGUCAGUAAUCAUGAGCCUUGAUUAGCAGCUACUGGUCAAUUCAGGUGAUUGAUGGAUUGGGUCUAAGAACAGUUUUUGAUACUUAUCUUAACCAUUUCGUGGUGCUUUUGUCCUAUUGUAAAUGCUGUUCAUUUGAGGACACAUUUGUCAUGCUGACUACAGCUUUUAAUACAUAGUGAUUUUGCCACGGUGGGUUUCAUACGCCUAAACUGAGGCAUAUAUAUGGUGAAACAACACCACACUGACCUGUAAAUUGUGGCGUUUUACUGGAACAAGUAACAGUGUGAAAGGGGAUUUAACGCAUUAUUGUUUUGAUUUCUAUACUGUAAUUUUUUUACAGCUUUAGAGGCGUUAGCUUGAAAUAAUUCAUGUAUUAUCAGGAAAUUGAUUAUAAUAGAUGGUGCUGAGUUUGUCUUGAGUUACUCAAUUUUUUUUAAAGAAUUUUUUCCUGUUGCAAUAUAAACACACUUUCUUUUCUCAUUUUUAUUUGAUCUUUUUUUGUGGUUAUUUAAAAUCUGCACUGUUUUGGAAUUCACACAUGAAGCAAACUGAGCCAGACACGUCUUAAACACUUUGUGAAUUCGUGUGACAUUGAUAUGAUUACUCUGAAUAAUAUUAAAUGCUUUUGAUAAACUUUGA
Danio aesculapii is the source of this 8375-nucleotide messenger RNA. RefSeq names its product lysine (K)-specific demethylase 6B, a (gene kdm6ba). NCBI's taxonomy places the organism in Eukaryota, Metazoa, Chordata, Actinopteri, Cypriniformes, Danionidae. Gene Ontology annotation, cellular component: MLL3/4 complex. Gene Ontology annotation, biological process: regulation of gene expression; heart development. The record is from RefSeq and is a predicted model, not a curated record. Gene Ontology annotation, molecular function: RNA polymerase II cis-regulatory region sequence-specific DNA binding; histone H3K27me2/H3K27me3 demethylase activity; chromatin DNA binding.